AUGUCGGCCACAUUGAGAUCACGGUUCGCUGUGGUUUGUAUCGUUGUCGUUGGAUGCUGGGUCGUUACCGAAAGCCACACGACGGAUGCAGGUUGGGAACAUACUCGAUUUGGUAGCGGCGGGCGACAUCUCCAACGCCACGCUUGGAUUUUUUAUUCCGAUGCUGAUCGCACCGUGAGUGAUAACCACCUCAAAGCAGAAGUUGAAGAGCAAUCGACGGGAAACAAGGCGCCGCUCGGUACCGCCGUCUCUGUCAUUCUUGAACAGCAGGAUGCCAUCCCGCCAAUCGACGCCCCUGCUUCCAACCCACCAAGGCUCACGACUACGCCAGACACGAGCGGAGGUCGAGUUUCAGAAAAGUACAUUCCUGAAACAGUUUCCGGUACCGAAAGGAAACGAAACGCCAUCCUGAUCGGCUGUUUAGUCGGCGUCGGGAGCUUGUUGGUCUACUAUUCGAUUGUGAUUAGUGUCUAUUGCUUCUACCGUAAGUUUGUGCAUAAGCCAGGUGAAACGAAGGUGAAGGCGAAUGCCAUCAAGGCGUUAUCAACUUCCGUCACGCAACGCGACGAGACGGAAUCCGACGACAAUUCCGCGCCUUGGGCUUCCCGUGAACCAGGCAAGCACACCAUACGUUCCGUCCCACGAGAGUCUAGAAUGCGCUCGCAGUCUCUUACAAAAGAUGACAUCAAACGCGCUCACGGGGACCACGUUCGAAUAAAUUUGGAGGAAAAGCAAGGAGAUGACGGGCAAUACAACGAGCACGAAAACGAUUCCGACAAUUCGUCUUUUGUCGCUUACUUGCAGUCUCUGGAAGAGGCAACCGCUGAGCUUUACGGGAGAGUGGACGUCACGGGCGAUACCCAAUCAGGUGCAGUUGAUUCCCGGCGUUCCUCUCGAAAAAGCAAAGACUCACCUCGUCAGCAUACCGCAACGCACGCCAAAAGCAACGUGCGAAUACAAAAAGACAGGGACGGUCGAUCCUCCGUUUCCGAGCAAUAUUGUACGGGACAGAAACGACUUUCCCGGUCGACCGCGGUCGUCACACCGGGGAAGGCUGCAUACGUGGAAACGACCAAGCCUGCGUUUGUUCAAUUUAUCAGGUCCGACACGUACGACGAAGAAUGGGCCAAGUGUUUGGAAUCACCCAGAAUUUCGUAG
Phaeodactylum tricornutum CCAP 1055/1 is the source of this 1158-nucleotide messenger RNA. RefSeq lists its product with no specific name. Lineage: Eukaryota; Bacillariophyta; Bacillariophyceae; Surirellales; Neidiaceae. The transcript has a single exon. The record is from RefSeq and is a predicted model, not a curated record. Bases 1 to 1158 code for a protein of 385 amino acids.